AUGUCUGGCGCUGUCGCCCGCCUGGCGAAUAUCAACGUCGGCGGCGUUGUGAACGCUGCUGGCUCCCUCCUUAACCUCCAAUCCCAAAGAAAUGCUAACAGUGAUGAUGGUGGAAGUGCUGAUCUCGGCCUCAUCGGCCUGGCCGUCAUGGGCCAGAACUUGAUUCUGAACAUGGCCGACCAUGGCUUCACCGUUUGCGCUUUCAACCGUACCGUUUCCAAGGUCGACCGCUUCCUUGCCAACGAGGCCAAGGGCAAGAGCAUUGUCGGCGCUCACUCUACCGAGGAGUUCGUUAAGAAGCUCAAGAGCCCCCGCCGCAUCAUGCUUCUCGUCCAGGCCGGCAAGGCUGUCGAUGACUGGAUCGAGACCCUCCUUCCCCUUCUCGAGGCUGGUGACAUCAUCAUCGAUGGCGGUAACUCACAUUUCCCCGACUCCAACCGGAGAACAAAGUACCUUGCCUCCAAGGGUCUCCGCUUCGUCGGUGCCGGUGUCUCCGGUGGUGAGGAGGGUGCCCGCUACGGCCCCUCCAUCAUGCCCGGUGGUGAUGAGUCAGCCUGGCCCUUCAUCAAGGACAUCUUCCAGAGCAUUGCUGCCAAGAGCGGUGGUGAGGCUUGCUGUGAGUGGGUUGGUGACGAGGGUGCUGGUCACUACGUCAAGAUGGUGCACAACGGUAUCGAGUACGGUGACAUGCAGUUGAUCUGUGAGGCGUACGAUAUCAUGAAGCGCGGUCUCGGCAUGUCCAGCAAGGAGAUUGGUGACACCUUCACCAAGUGGAACAACGGUGUCCUCGACUCUUUCCUGAUCGAGAUCACCAAGGACAUCAUGUACUUCAACGAUGAGGAUGGCAAGCCUCUCGUCGAGAAGAUCCUCGACAAGGCCGGCCAGAAGGGUACCGGCAAGUGGACUGCCGUCAACGCCCUGGACUUGGGCAUGCCCGUCACUCUCAUUGCCGAGUCUGUGCUCGCUCGCUGCCUGUCUGGCAUCAAGGAGGAGCGUGUCAAGGCUUCCACCAAGCUCGAGUUUGUUGGCCGUGCCACCACCUUCGAGGGUAACAAGGAGCAGUUCCUCGAGGACCUCGAGCAGGCCCUCUAUGCCUCCAAGAUCAUCUCCUACGCACAAGGCUUCAUGCUCAUGCAGGAGGCGGCCAAGGAGUACGGCUGGAAGCUCAACAAGCCCUCCAUUGCCCUCAUGUGGCGUGGUGGCUGUAUUAUCCGCUCCGUCUUCCUCAAGGACAUCACCGCCGCCUAUCGCAACAACCCCGACCUUGAGAACCUCCUCUUUGACGACUUCUUCAACAAGGCCAUCCACAAGGCUCAGCCCGGCUGGAGAGACGUCGUCUCCAAGGCCUCGCUCCUUGGUCUCCCCAUCCCCUCUUUCUCCACUGCCCUGUCGUGGUUUGAUGGCUACAGAACCAAAGACCUGCCCGCCAACCUCCUCCAGGCUCAGCGUGAUUACUUCGGUGCCCACACCUUCAGAAUCAAGCCCGAGGCUGCCACGGCCAAGUACCCCGAGGGGCAAGAUAUCCACGUCAAUUGGACCGGCAGAGGAGGCAACGUCUCUGCUUCUACUUACCAAGCAUAA
Molecule: messenger RNA, 1581 nt
Organism: Podospora anserina S mat+
Lineage: Eukaryota; Fungi; Ascomycota; Sordariomycetes; Sordariales; Podosporaceae
Exons: 4
Coding region: 1-1581 (526 amino acids)
Biological process (GO): pentose-phosphate shunt, oxidative branch; pentose-phosphate shunt
Cellular component (GO): cytosol
Molecular function (GO): NADP binding; phosphogluconate dehydrogenase (decarboxylating) activity
Source: RefSeq, a predicted model, not a curated record